AUGCAGCAGUCGCAGCAAAUACAGCAGUCACAGCAGUCACAACAAUCGCACAACUCCCACCAAUCGCACCAUCCUCCAGACGACCCCACCGCGGGAUCCAUCGACAUCGACGACAUGAUCCAGAGACUUCUUAACAUUGGCUACAGCGCAAAGUACUCCAAAUCACUCCCCAUAAAGCCUGAAGAGCUCACGCAGCUCCUCCAACUCAGCCGAAACCUCCUCCUCAACCAGCCAACACUCAUCGAACUAAACCCUCCCGUAAAAAUCGUUGGCGACGUACACGGCCAGUACUCUGAUCUCAUUCGCCUAUUCGAUAUGUCUGGUUUUCCCCCUCAAUCCAAUUACCUCUUCCUCGGCGACUACGUUGACAGAGGUAAGCAAUCUCUCGAAACUAUCCUCCUUCUUCUCUGCUACAAGCUAAAAUACCCUGAAAACUUUUUCCUUCUCCGUGGUAACCAUGAGUGCGCCAAUGUUACUAGAGUCUAUGGCUUUUACGAUGAGUGCAAGAGACGCUCCAAUGUUAAAAUCUGGAAACAGUUUGUUGAUGUCUUCAACAGCUUUCCAAUAGCUGCAGUGGUAGCCUCCAAGAUAUUCUGCGUCCAUGGUGGUUUAUCGCCCAACCUCACAACCAUGGAUGACAUUAGAAGGAUACAGCGACCUUUAGAUGUACCCGAUUAUGGUCUGCUUAAUGAUCUUCUCUGGUCUGAUCCAUCCGAUACUGCUUUCGAUUGGGAGGAGAAUGAACGAGGUGUGAGCUACUGCUUUGGGAAGAGCGUCAUCAAUGAUUUUCUAAGUCGAUACGAGUUUGAUCUCAUUUGCAGAGCUCACAUGGUCGUUGAGGAUGGUUAUGAAUUCUGGAAUGACAGAACUCUCGUUACCAUCUUCAGCGCACCAAACUAUUGCGGAGAGUUUGAUAACUUUGGUGCUAUCAUGUCCGUCUCUCAGGAUUUGCUCUGCGCAUUCGAGCUGUUGAAACCACUAGACAGCCAAGCACUCAAGAAGGAGAUGCACAAAUCACGCAAAAGGAGAAACCAGCAACUGGCCCACACUAAUGAUUCCAAUCAAUGA
Messenger RNA from Wallemia ichthyophaga EXF-994, 1068 nucleotides. RefSeq names its product Serine/threonine-protein phosphatase PP-Z. The record is from RefSeq and is a predicted model, not a curated record. Lineage: Eukaryota; Fungi; Basidiomycota; Wallemiomycetes; Wallemiales; Wallemiaceae. Gene Ontology annotation, molecular function: protein serine/threonine phosphatase activity. Bases 1 to 1068 code for a protein of 355 amino acids. The transcript has a single exon. Gene Ontology annotation, cellular component: nucleus; cytoplasm.